AUGGCACCACCUGUGAAGUACUGUAUCCCUAGUGAACGCCUGUGUAACUUGGAGGAAGGCAGCCCCAGGAGCAGCACCUACACCCAGCAUGGCUACAUCUUUUCGUCACUGGCGGGCUGCCUGACAAAGACCAGUGAGAAUGGCGUGCUUCCUGUGGUGUCUGUGAUGAGAGAAACAGAGUCCCAGCUACUUCGAGAUGUAGGAGCUGUUAUCACCUGUAAGGUCUUUAGCAUCAACUCACAUUUUGCCAAAGUACACAUCUUGUAUGUGGGUUCCACACCACUAAAAAAUGCUUUUCGAGGAACUAUCCGCAAGGAAGGUAUCCGAGCAACUGAAAAAGACAAGCCCACAGUGAAUCGGGUGUCCAGAUGGUUCCCAUCAGCUGGUGUGAGAUGCAGUGACCCAAGACACACACAAAAGAAUUCCGGAAAGUGGCCAGGGUAUAGCCUGAGUUCUUACAAACCUAAAUACACUUCCCCUCAAAGACGGAGCCACCUUUUUCCAAGAGUACCAGUAUGA
This is a messenger RNA of Microtus oregoni (creeping vole), 519 nucleotides long. Its product is annotated as exosome complex component CSL4-like. Gene Ontology annotation, cellular component: nuclear exosome (RNase complex); cytoplasm. Gene Ontology annotation, molecular function: RNA binding. The transcript has 3 exons. Gene Ontology annotation, biological process: RNA processing. NCBI's taxonomy places the organism in Eukaryota, Metazoa, Chordata, Mammalia, Rodentia, Cricetidae. The record is from RefSeq and is a predicted model, not a curated record. The coding region runs from base 1 to 519 and encodes 172 amino acids.